AUGUCUUCAGUCUUACAAAUGCAAGAUCCAACCUUGGAACGGUCCUUUCGUGGACAUAAAGAUGUUAUUACCGGCUUGGCCUUUAAACCGUCCAUGACACAACUGGCUUCCACAUCUAUGGAUCAUUCAGUGAUGAUAUGGAACUUUAAACCACAAUUACGAGCAUUCCGCUUUGUUGGUCACAAGGCUCCAGUUACUAGUGUUGAUUUUGCAUCCACUGGACAGCUGCUUGCCUCGUCGUCUAGGGACAAAACUGUCCGACUCUGGACACCCAAUGUUAAAGGGGACGUCACUGUGUUUAAAGCACACACAUCCACUGUACGAAAUGUCCAGUUUUCAAAAGACAGUGAGCAGUUGCUAACAGCAUCAGACGACAAGACUAUCAAAUUGUGGUCGACCCAUCGGUCUCGUUUCCAAUACACUCUUGCUGGUCACCUCAACUGGGUUCGCACUGCGAGGUUUUCUCCCGAUUCUCGACUAGUUGUAUCAGGAAGUGACGAUAAGACUGUGCGUCUUUGGGAUCUUGCUAGCAAGUCAUGCGUUAAAACCUACUGGGAUCAUCUUGGCAUGGUGUCAUCUGUCGCGUUUCAUCCAUCAGGCUCUGUUAUUGCAACUGCCUCAUCGGAUCGCUCAAUUAAACUUUUUGAUAUUCGGACUCACAAACUGAUUCAGCACUAUGGCGAUGCACAUUCAGUACCAGCGUCUGGAUCGGAAGGAAAUGCUCUUACUGUAGCAGGUGGGGUCAAUAGCAUUGCGUUUGGCGGACAGAAUGGAGAAUGGCUUAUUAGUACAGGAAUGGACGGUUUAAUCAAAGUUUGGGAUGUUAAGGAAGGUCACUUGUUUUACACGCUUCAUGGACACAAAAAUGGUCCGACCACCACGGCAGUAUUCUCUCCUGCUGGAGACUACUUUGCAACAGGUGGCAGUGAUUCUCAGGUAAUGGUAUGGAAAAGUAACUUUGAUCAAAUAGACCAAUUCGAUAAGCCAGUCAAUGGAUUUUUUGACAAUUACACUGCACAAGCAUCUCGUCGGAGUAUUCAUGCUGCAAGUAGCUAUCCACAUCCACCGCAUGAGUUACACACAGAUCCAUUUGUACAAACACAGGUCGGUUCCAAACAUAGACCAAAAUCUCCAUCAAUCUCUAGUAAUGUCCCAAUUUCAAAUGGUCCAGGUGGGUUAGUUUUUAAACCACAGCAAUCCCAUCCGAUAGACAAUGCUUCUCGUGGUGGAAUGUCAACAGUGCAUCCAACAAACUACUCUCCUGAAAUUGUGGAUAUAGGCGUAUCAUCAAUAUCGAAUAUGGAGUAUACUAGUAACAAGGAGCAUACUCCUUUGCAUUCUAAUAACAAUGUUGCUCACUCCACUUCCCCUGAACAGCCAGCAACAUCUAUACUAGAAGUUCAAACUUCGUCUGACCAAAUUUCAACAACGCUUCAGCAUAUUGUUCGGCAAAUUGAUGUUUUGACUCAAACCAUGAGCAUUUUGGAGAGUCGGUUAACAAUGAGCGAAGACCGUGUCAUGGCUCUUACUAAGCAUAUAGUUGAUGCUCAGCAAGUUUCUGUACCACACAGUAUCUCCACAAAUACUCAAAAUCCUUCUGUCAGCAAUGUAGAUAUUGUUCCGGAUAAGCAAGCGUCACAAAAUGGAUCGCCAAUGUAG
Molecule: messenger RNA, 1659 nt
Organism: Batrachochytrium dendrobatidis JAM81
Lineage: Eukaryota; Fungi; Chytridiomycota; Chytridiomycetes; Rhizophydiales
Exons: 9
Coding region: 1-1659 (552 amino acids)
Molecular function (GO): protein binding
Source: RefSeq, a predicted model, not a curated record